Molecule: messenger RNA, 1170 nt
Organism: Cladophialophora yegresii CBS 114405
Lineage: Eukaryota; Fungi; Ascomycota; Eurotiomycetes; Chaetothyriales; Herpotrichiellaceae
Exons: 1
Coding region: 1-1170 (389 amino acids)
Molecular function (GO): FAD binding
Source: RefSeq, a predicted model, not a curated record
AUGAGCAGCAUUCGCAUCGCGAUCAUUGGUGGGGGUCCCGCAGGCCUCACGCUUGCACGGCUUCUUCAGAUCAACAAUAUAUCCUGUACUGUCUUUGAACUUGAUACUGAAGCCUUCAGCCGAGACCAAGGGGGUACGGUCGAUCUUCAUGCUCGUGGAGGACAGCUCGCUCUGAAGCAUGCGGGUCUUACCGACGAAUUCAAAAAGUAUGCCCGUCCUGAAGGCGAGGUGAUGAAGCUGGUCAAAUUCGAUGGCAGGGUUGUGUUCGAUGAGAACAUGGAGGGAAACGCUCGGCCCGAACAGUACGCUGAUCGACCAGAGAUUGAUCGAAUGAACUUGCAGCAGCUACUCCUUCAGUCCCUAAAGCCUGGUACUGUUGUUUGGGCCAAGAAGUUGCAAUUUGUGGAAAAUUCAUCGACCGAUCCUGGUCGGUACAACCUCCAGUUCGAGGACAGCCGGGAAGAGGGAUUUGAUCUUGUUGUUGGCGCUGAUGGGGCUUGGUCCAAAGUGCGAUCGUACCUAACGGACCAACAACCCUAUUACUCCGGAGUUACCGCCAUUGAGCUUUGGGCUACUCAUUUCAACAAGAAACACCAGUGGCUGAGCGACUUCGUUGGUGCAGGGAGCUGCUUCAUGUUCGCCGAGGGACGAGCCAUCCAAUGCCAGAAACUUGGGAACAACAGCAUCCGUGUAUAUGCGGGUGUCCGGCAACCCGAAUCUUGGCUCGAGGAUUGUGGUAUUGACUGGUCCGAGCCAGACACGGCCAGGAAGGAGCUCGUCGAACAGUACUAUGCAGACUGCGGUGAUGAUCUGAAGGGAGCUCUGCUCGACGCCAACGACAAACUUGUCCCACGCAAGAUGUGGAUGUUGCCCGUGGGGUAUCGCUGGAAGUCAGAUGCAGGGGUGACGCUUAUCGGCGAUGCUGCACAUUUGAUGACGCCUUAUGCUGGUGUGGGGGUCAACCUUGCCAUGGUUGACUCCUUGGAUCUCGCCACCGCCAUCAUCGGCUGUGACGGCGACGGCGCCAAGAUCCCGGGCGCAAUCAGAGCAUUCGAGGACAAGAUGCUGACCAGGGCCGAGCAGUUCGCCAAGCGGACUUACAAGGGUCUGAUCGGGCAUUUCAGUGCUGAUGGCUGUGAGGAAAUGCUUGAACGAUUGAAGGGCCGCUGA